CGCCAUUUCUCAAUAAGCUGCCGGGCAGCCUGGACACUCGCAUCUCCCACGACAACGCCAUCCCCCGCGAAGUCAAACCCCCUCGCCAGUCUCAUCCUCCGAGACGCUUCCGACUCCAUAAUCACCGAUCGGAUAGUCACUGUGCCUGCGAGGCUCCGUCAAGAUGCAGGCUCCUGUCCUGGUUAUGAACACCAACGCCGGCGGUGAGAGGCAGACUGGCCGCAAGGCGCAGCUGUCGAACAUUGCCGCGGCUAAGACUGUCUCCGACAUCAUCCGCUCAUGUCUCGGUCCCAAGGCCAUGUUGAAGAUGCUGCUCGACCCCAUGGGCGGUAUCGUCCUCACAAACGACGGCCAUGCCAUUCUCCGAGAGAUCGAGGUGUCGCAUCCUGCUGCCAAGAGCAUGAUCGAGCUCAGCAGGACACAGGAUGAAGAGGUCGGCGAUGGCACGACUUCGGUCAUUAUCCUUGGUGGUGAGAUUCUCGCCCAGGCCCUGCCCCAACUCGAGCGCAACAUUCACCCUGUCAACAUCAUCGCCGCCUUCAAGAAGGCCCUGGCCGACGCUCUUGAGAUCAUCGACGAGAUCUCCCUGCCGAUCGACAUUAAUGACGACAAGGCCAUGAGCAGCCUCAUCUCUUCUUCGAUCGGUACCAAGUUUGUAUCAAGAUGGAACGACCUCAUGUGCAAGCUCGCACUCGACGCGGUGCGGACAGUAACGUGGGAGACCCAGAACGGCAAGACCGAGGUCGACAUCAAGCGGUACGCGCGCGUGGAAAAGGUUCCCGGUGGCGAGAUCGAGGACAGCAGAGUGCUCGACGGAGUCAUGCUUAACAAGGACAUUACCCACCCGAAGAUGCGGAGAAGGAUCGAGAACCCCAGGAUAGUCCUCCUGGAUUGCCCCCUCGAGUAUAAGAAGGGAGAGUCGCAAACCAACAUUGAGAUCUCGAAGGAGGAGGACUGGAACCGCAUUCUGCAGAUCGAGGAGGAGCAGGUCAAGGCCAUGUGCGAUGCCAUCCUGGCCCUCAAGCCUGAUCUUGUCAUUACCGAAAAGGGCGUCUCCGAUCUGGCCCAGCAUUACUUUGUCAAGGCCAACGUCACCGCUCUGCGCCGCGUCAGGAAGACCGACAACAACAGAAUAGCCAGAGCGACCGGCGCCACUAUUGUCAACCGUGUGGACGACCUGCAGGAGUCCGAUGUUGGUACUCAAUGCGGCUUGUUCGAGAUUGAGAAGAUUGGCGACGAGUACUUUAGUUUCCUCACCAAGUGCACCACGCCCAAGGCCUGCACUGUGCUGCUCCGCGGCCCGUCCAAGGAUAUCCUCAACGAGAUCGAGCGGAAUCUCCAGGACGCCAUGGGUGUUGCCCGGAACGUCCUUUUCCACCCCCGCCUGUCUCCUGGCGGUGGUGCCACAGAAAUGGCUUUGGCUGUCCGAUUAGGUCAGAAGGCCAAGAGCAUCGAGGGUGUUCAGCAGUGGCCGUACAAGGCUGUCGCCGAGGCCUUGGAGGUCAUCCCCCGCACACUGAUUCAGAACGCCGGUGCUAGCCCCGUAAGAGUGCUCACUGAGCUGCGUGCUAAGCACUCCGAGGGCAAGAGUUCCUGGGGAAUCAACGGCGAGACCGGAACCCUGGUCGACAUGAAGGACUAUGGCAUCUGGGAGCCUGAGGCUAUUAAGCUGCAGAGCAUCAAGACAGCCAUCGAGGCUGCCUGCCUCCUCCUGAGAGUAGACGACAUCUGCCCCGCCAAGAAGGCGCCGCAGAUGGGCAACGGCCUGAGCGGUGGCGGUGAAGAGUAAGAUGAUAUGUCAUCAGAUCGUUGUGAACGUUAGUCAAAAGUGUCAUCGGGAAAUGGAUGGGCCGCAUACCCCUGCAUCAACGGCUGGUGCACAAGAGCAGCUUCCGACAUAGAGAAUACAAAAAGAGUAAAACAUCCACGUCACGUUACGCAUU
Molecule: messenger RNA, 1943 nt
Organism: Microdochium trichocladiopsis
Lineage: Eukaryota; Fungi; Ascomycota; Sordariomycetes; Xylariales; Microdochiaceae
Product: T-complex protein 1 subunit gamma
Exons: 5
Coding region: 164-1789 (541 amino acids)
Biological process (GO): protein folding
Cellular component (GO): chaperonin-containing T-complex
Molecular function (GO): ATP hydrolysis activity; ATP binding; ATP-dependent protein folding chaperone
Source: RefSeq, a predicted model, not a curated record